AUGGAGCGGAGGGGGGGAGAGCGAGGCGACCCCCUGCCUCCAGGCGGGGGCGGGCCCCGGGGGCCAGUGCUGCACAUCGUGGUGGUCGGCUUCCACCACAAGAAAGGCUGCCAGGUUGAGUUCUCCUAUCCUCCCCUAACCCCAGGAGAAAGUCACGACAGCCACAGUCUGCCAGAGGAAUGGAAAUAUUUACCUUUCCUUGCAUUGCCAGACGGUGCUCACAAUUAUCAAGAAGACACUGUUUUUUUCCAUUUGCCACCGAGAUGCGGGGAUCGAAGCACAGUGUAUGGUGUCUCAUGCUACAGGCAGAUUGAAGCCAAGGCAUUGAAAGUACGGCAGGCAGAUAUUACCCGAGAAACUGUACAGAAAAGUGUCUGUGUUUUAAGUCAGCUGCCUCUGUAUGGACUACUCCAGGCGAAGCUGCAGCUAAUUACGCAUGCCUAUUUUGAAGAAAAAGACUUCUCGCAAAUUUCAAUUCUUAAGGAGCUUUAUGAGCAUAUGAACAGCUCAUUGGGAGGAGGCCCGCUGGAAGGUUCUCAAGUUUACCUUGGUUUAUCUCCCCGAGAUCUUGUUCUUCAGUUUAGACACAAGGUCUUAAUUCUUUUUAAGUUGAUUCUUCUGGAGAAAAAGGUUUUGUUUUAUAUCUCGCCGGUGAAUAGGUUGGUGGGAGCACUACUGACUGUGUUAUCACUUUUUCCUGGGAUGAUAGACCACGGCCUAACUGACUGUUCACAGUACCGGCCCAGAAAGAGCGUUUCUGAUGAUGGUGUCCACCAGGGAAUUGCUCUCCCUUUAGAGGAUGACAUUUCACUCUCUGCUGCGGAGCUCUCCAGUACAAACCUGGGGAGGGCAGAGGAAAGCCAGACUUUGUUGGAAAACCAAGAACCAGCCACUGAGAAGGUGGACGGGCCUGUAUUCGAGACUGAGGAUAACGCCAAUAAAACACAACCUUCCAACGGCACAGGGCAGCAUUUGAAACCUCCUUCCCAUGCUUCUCCAGAGUCCUCUGAGAGCGACUGGGAAACCUUAGAUCCAAACGUCCUGGAGGACCCCAAUUCGAAAGGAGAACACGAACCUUCUGUGACAGCAGGGGAGCCUGAAACCCUUCCCAAGGAGUUGGUGGUCUCUGAAAGCAUUCCGAUUACCAUGCAGCCGCAAGCUAAGACUGGGCACACAGUGUUCGUUCCUGGACUUAUAUCUGGUUUAGAAGAGGACCAGUAUGGCAUGCCUUUAGCUAUCUUCACCAAGGGGUAUCUUUGCUUGCCUUACAUGGCGCUGCAGCAACACCAUCUCCUCUCUGAUGUAACCAUCCGUGGUUUUGUUGCGGGAGCCACCAACAUCCUCUUCCGCCAGCAGAAGCAUCUAAGUGAUGCCCUCGUAGAGAUUGAAGAAGCCCUUGUCCAGAUCCAUGACCCAGAGCUCAGGAAGGUUCUGAACCCCACCACCGCUGACCUGAGGUUUGCAGACUACCUGGUGAAGCACGUCAUGGAGAACAGAGAUGAUGUAUUCCUGGACGGCACUGGCUGGGAAGGAGGAGACGAGUGGAUCCGGGCUCAGUUUGCCUCUUACCUCCACGCGUUGCUGGCCGCUACGCUUCAGCCAGACAAUGAAAAAAUACUGUCAGAUUUUGGAACGACCUUUGUAGCAGCUUGGAGGAAUACACACAACUACAGAGUGUGGAACAGCAAUAAACACCCCGCUCUUGCAGAGGUAAAUCCUAGUCACCCAUUCCAAGGUCAAUAUUCGGUUUCAGAUGUAAAAUUAAGAUUAUCACAUUCUGUUCAGAACAGUGAACGGGGCAAGAAGAUUGGCAAUGCCAUGGUUACUACCAGUCGGAACGUUGUACAGACAGGAAGAGCUGUAGGGCAGUCAGUCGGAGGGGCCUUCACAACUGCAAAGACAGCCAUGUCCUCCUGGCUUUCUGCUCUCGCCCAGUCACCCCAGGGCAUUGGAGAGUAGCCGUCCUGG
Messenger RNA from Euleptes europaea (tarantolino), 1968 nucleotides. It is a transcript of the gene AVL9, whose product is annotated as AVL9 cell migration associated. The transcript has 16 exons. Bases 1 to 1959 code for a protein of 652 amino acids. NCBI's taxonomy places the organism in Eukaryota, Metazoa, Chordata, Lepidosauria, Squamata, Sphaerodactylidae. The record is from RefSeq and is a predicted model, not a curated record. Gene Ontology annotation, cellular component: cytoplasm.